Molecule: messenger RNA, 7293 nt
Organism: Eimeria acervulina
Lineage: Eukaryota; Apicomplexa; Conoidasida; Eucoccidiorida; Eimeriidae
Product: C2 domain-containing protein, putative
Exons: 31
Coding region: 1-7293 (2430 amino acids)
Source: RefSeq, a predicted model, not a curated record
AUGGAUCCUGACCACGAAGACGUCUCGCAGCUGCGAGUUGCAGCAAAGCGAAACUUGAACGAGGAGAUUCUCGGGGAUAAACCCAGCGAACCGGAAGAUGAGGAUGAGGGGGUUGACGAGGAGCCUAAGGGUGUUCAACUGUUCGACUUUGACGCCUACGGAAGGAAAAUUGGAAAGCAGAAGUACCAAGCAACAUUCGGAAGCUCCAGUGAGAGCAGCAGCAGCGAAGCCAGCAGCAGCUCAGAAAGCAGCACCAGCAGCAGCAGCAGCAGCAGCGAGAGCUCGGGCACUUUCGAGUUCGAUGAUGAGGACUUUGAAGAAAUUGACCGCCUGAGGCGAGACCGUCGGUCGAAGGCGUUAGACCCCAUGGACAGGCGGCGGAUGUGGGAGUCAUCGUUUUUCAUCAACUCCUUCAUGAACCUUGAGACGAAGGAGCAGUACUUUUUCUAUUCCAUCACUUUUGGGCAUGUUAAUAGGAAUAGAGUGAUUCGUGGCUCCUUACGCCGUCGGUUUCUCUUUACUCCUGGCUACAGACUGGGACCUGGGGAGUACCGUCCUUUGGCUGCCCCUUUGGUUGUAUGGCCUUUGAAAGUCUUUUUGCUCCCGUACAACCAACUCCACAACUUCUGCAUUACUGUGGAGCAGUGGAAGAUAAGCGACUUCUCGUUCAAUAGUCUAUACGCCUCAGCCCGACUCACGCUCAAGGAAAUCAUUGACAUGGAGCCGGAGUUCCAGCUCCUCCUGAAGCGCAAACUCCCAGGUAGUAAACGGAGUUAUGAAGUGCAUAAGAUGCGGGUCUCUCUUCAAUUAAAUGAGGUGUUUGACAUCGACAUGGUUUUUGACAGUUGGUGGUUUCUACCGGACAAGAAAAUGCCUGCGAAACUUCAACAGCACGCGAAGGCCCUCUCUCUCAAUGUCCCCGUUCAGGGAAGGUCUAUGCAACGUUCUGUAGCCAGGACUCAUACAAGCAAGAACAACUACUGGUCUUACGCUGGAUUCUUCUCCUUUCGUGGCACGCUUCCAUCGCUUAGUAAUCAGUACAUCGUCGUGACGGUGGCCUGUCAGUUUGAACACCAGUGGUAUCGUCCCCCGCUACAACUGGGGGUCUGCAUCAUGUCCCUGAAGUCAGUUACGACGUACCCGCUUUUCAGAGGAGUCGUAAAGAAACUUACAACUAAUCCCAGCAAAUUUCAGCAGGGAGAAAUUAUUGGCAACAUUCGAUGUUUUGUGCGGUCCGUCGGGGUUUUGGGUUACGAGAACGUUCCUUUCCGGCCAAUGCAGACCGUCGCAGGCACGGCCCUUGUAACGCAGCUUAACUUGAAAGAACAAUAUCUUGUCGUGAGAGUUUUUAAGUGCGAGAACCUCCCUGUCGCCAAUGCAGAUUCUUUCAGUUCUAACCCAAUGGUAGAAAUCAUUUGCUAUCCAACUGCGAUGUUGCUUGACUCCAUUGUAGGUGAAAUGGGAUGGAAUGGUCAACUCGGGGGCGAGGCGAGAGAACACACUUCGCCCAGUGUUCAACCAGAGCUUUUAUUUCCCAGUGAGGCUAUUAGAUCCGAGGGAAAGGACAAGCCCCCUUUUUCGGAAGUUUGGGACUCAGACGAUACCACGUCUGACUUUCUUGGAGGGGCAGACAUAAGCCUUCAUCUUCUUUGGAAGGAAGGACAGCGAGACACAAGAAGCCUAGCUGUGGGAGUCGAAGAAAGCGAUGAAAAAACUCGACUGCCAGACGGAAGACCAGCAGAGUUCGCAAACCGAGAUGAUUCCGAUUACUCCGGAUUUGGUGAUACUGUUCUGCCGGAUGAUGACAGAGUUGUUGUGCCUCCUUACGAGUGGCCCUAUGAGACAUUAGUGUUAAAAAGAGUGCUAGAGCUCAAAGGGUCUACAUUGCCACAGAUGACUGGCGAAAGGAGUUUACUCUGGUGCGAGGUGUUUUUUAUUCCUCCUAUGCCUGAAGAUGUUGAGAUGCCUCCGCAGCCAGUCGUUAAAAAUUCAAACGACAUCUGGAUGCAGGUUGAACGCCGAUGGAACAAGGAUUUCCGGAGGUGGCAGAAGAUGUAUUUGCAGUGGUUCCCCGAGGCUCCAAAAGAAAGGAGAUUUGUGAGUGUAGCGGAACAUUCCCAGAGCCGUCUAAUUUUCCCGCUGCCGUCAUUUGUUGUGCCAAUCGCCGUGCCAGCUCAGCUGGCUGUGGAAGGGGAGCUGCUGCAUUGGCUGAGCAACAUCGCAUAUCUGUUUUCCCCAAAGCAGCUGCGCGACGGGGAGUUCCAGAGGUGGCAAAGCCCGGCUUCCCUGUUGACUACUAGGAGAGGGGGAGUGAAUGAUCACGCAGUCUUACUGUGCAGCUGCCUACUUGGGCUGGAAUACGACGCAUAUGUCUGUAAAGGGACCAUUGACGGGUACACGACGGACCACGCAUGGGUUAUGACUCGCCACGCUGGCGGAUGGAUAGUAUUUUGGGAACCAACAAACCGGAAGCGCUACUGCCUCCCGUAUCGGUGGGGCUAUCCAUCGAAGGGGCCUCCGGAAAACUUUAAGCCGAAGGAAUCACUGGAAGAAGCCGCCGAAAAGUAUUGGGAAGGAACCUACCUCGAAGAGUGGUUUGCGUGGAUUGAGUCUCAAGCAGCAGCUGCUGCUGAUGCUGCUCGCAUGGCCGCUGAAGGGGCAACCAUCCCCGACUCAGAAAUAUGGGGGGAAGAUGUGGCUCCAGAUGAGAGACUAGACCCCAACCUUGUGAUGGAGGAAGGAGGCAUUCUCACGGAAACAAGCGCUGCUGCGAAAACGAAACGAAUAGCGGAGAAGGUCGACAAGGCUGAGCUGAGGAAGAUGAUGCAAGAGCAGCUGGACAAACUCCCCAUCACUCCUGUUAAGGACCUGCUGAAGCCGGACUCGACCCUUUCUUAUGUUCCGUACAGCUCUAUUGAGGUCGUUUUCAACAAUUUUCAGCUCUGGGGCAAUUUGCAGAACCUCCAUCCAGCCUGCAUUACCUACGACUUUGAAGACUUGUGGAAUCAGCUGCUAGCUGAAGACCUCGUCGGGAAUGUAGUGGAGCAUAUUCGCAUGCAACGCAUCAAGAAUGGCAACGACGUUUCCUUUGAGCAUCGCGAAGAAAUGUUGUCUAAGCUGACUUUUUAUUUGGACCUUUUAGAAUUCAGGCUUCACCUAGACGAAGCUCACAACCCGGGGCCGCCAGAUAAUCACAUUGGCUGGUCAAGUUUCCCAGAGGAAAUGGCGGAUGCGAACGCAUCUGCAAGAGCUGACUAUGACUUUUUCGACGCCGUGCAGGCUUCGAAUGUGCCAGAGUCCGGAGAUGGAGUGGUGCCAGAUCCCGCCAUUCAAGGCGCUCUACAAAUGAUGGGUGAAGGAUAUAGUGACUUCCAGGAAAUCUUUGCAGCUGACCCUCCUCCAGGAGGUUUCUACGACCCGUUCGUUGUGACAGACGAGGGGACGUAUGUUGCGCCGGAAGAUGCCGCCCGCUUGGGAGGUCAACAAGGGGGCUACUUACAUUUGCAGACACCAGCCACCCCCUCGGGUCCGCCUGUCUACCAAGUACCCCUCAACCCUGUUGAUGCCGCGAAUGCGGCCAUGGUAGAUUACGACGCAGAACAACGCCGUGCCGAACAGGAGGAAGCAAGGCUAGUGAAGGGAUAUAUGGCUGGAGGAGGCCACACUGGGUGGUUCAACGGUGUAAAAGGAGCCAGUGGUGGAGAUCAUGUUGCCCCAUCAGGCCUUCGCUUCAGCGUAGAGCCGCAAAGUGCUGCAGGCAUCCCAUGUAGAUCGUGCAGUAACGCUUCCUUCGAACUACCUGCGAAGACAGAUCGUGCAAAAGAACAGCCGCCCACGAAGGCGUGCAGCAGGGGAGCAGCUCUUGGGACAAAGGGGCACAGAGGAAAUAAGCGUCACACGCUAAAGGCACUGCAGCGCAUGCUGCAGCAAGCUGCUGCAGAGGGCUUCCGCCUUUUGCAGGUCGCGAUGAAACAGCAACGGGCUGGCAAGGCAACAGCUGAGAACCGGUCAUUCUUUGCAGGCACCACGGCUGCUGCUGCUGCUGCAGCGAACGGCAGCAAUUACUGCAGCGUAGACGCCUCGCCGACUCCAGUAGUAACGGAUUCCCAUAGCAAGACAACCAAGGCAAAACCAAGGAAGGGGGGAGUGUCAUUAGAGAAAGUCGCAGGACAAGACACCUCCAUGCAGCUGCUGCAGAGCCUAGCGCAAUGCUCGCAAGAGCUUGCCAAGGAGCUGGAUGAGCAAAUUCGCAAGGCAAGAGGGCGCAUAUUCCCUUUUGUCAGGACGCCUCUCCUUUCGCGGGUGAAGCGCCGUGCAGUACUUUCUUGGCGGCGCUCGGCAAGGAACCGGAAACAUGGCAAGAGGCAGAACCGGGAAGCCCAGUCUACCAUGCGGGCGGCAAGCUGCAAGCACUCACUUCAUUCUCUCGCUGGCAUUUCAAGGAACACGUUUGAAUCUGCGAGUUCGAGUAAGGAAACCAAUGAGAGGAAACGCGCCCAGCUGCUUCUCAAGGAAGAACUGAGACGCAAGGUAUAUGAGCAGAUGGAAGCCCGUGCUGCCACUGUCCAGGCACAGCAGGCCAGCGCCGAGGCAACUGAGAUCGCGUCAUCUGCUGAAAACGGAGGACAUGAUACAACUAGACAGUCGCGGGUUUUUAAAACGGGCUUUGACAGCGAACCCCCGUCAAGCCAUGGCUCAUACGACACUGCGUCUGAAUACGAAUCUUCGGAUUCAGCCCCAACGGAGGCAUACGUUUCUCCAAGCAGCAGUUCCAGAAGCAGCAGCAAAAGAAGUAGCAGCAGGUCAAGCAGUGAAGGUGAACUUGUGGAGGAAAUACUUAACGACCAUACUUCUGCAGAGCCGAAGAAGGAUCUGCACGCCACAGGCCGCGAUCAACACCCCAGCAGAAGCAGCAGCAUUGCAACAGCUGAGACGACUGCUCGUCGCGCCAAAGGGGAAAGUUCGUCUGACGCGUCGACAGAUUCAACGGGGAGUGAUCAAGCGUCAUUUCGUUUGCUUAGCAAGUCGAGCAGAAGGGAAUCCAAGAAGGCUGGAUUUCAGUGGCUAGCAGGGUACUCUGCAAAGCAACACACCAGGCAAUUCGAGGCGGCACGCAGAAGACGAAAACCUUACUUUGCGGUCUCGAUGACUGACCCCGUGAGGAAACCCCUUCAGCAACACUGGGAAGAUGCUGAGGACUUCCACCAGGCAAUCAAGAAGGCUCAGAAUCAUUCUCCUUCGGCAGUGCAGCUUGCACAUGGAAACAAAAGUGUGCUAGAGUCACCAGAAGGUGUUGACUUGGAGGCACAGCGUGCCGGAUCUUUUGUGAGCGAAAGAGGUACUCUUGACUCUUUGCCCGACAGUGACGUGUGCGAACCUUCAGCCGCUUGCCAGCCUGGACAAGAGCUGCCGUUGCUCGUCUCCCCUCCUCUCACAACGCUGAAGAGGCGCAUUAGGAGCAGUAGCAACAAUCUCGACGGAAAUGCCAGUCGAGGGGCCACCAGCUGCGAGUCCCUCGCCGCAUUUGUCGAAUCUCUUGCGCCAGCUGAGGAUCCAGUUGCUGCAGACUGCAUCCAGCUGCGAUCCAGAGAAGCACAAACACCGCAGAAGAAUGCGCCAAUCAACACAGAGAAUCGUUCAAAGGAAUUUCACUGUGUAGUUCCAGAAUAUGGAGAAGAAGUGCUUCCAUCGAUGGCGACAGGGGGAUUGGACGGGGGAAUAUCUGCACGCAUGCAACAAGCGUACGCCUCUUCCUUGCAACGGGCAAGAAAUUCAGUACUCUCAGGAAGCAUGCGGCAUGCUACCGCCACGUUGGUUUCCUCAACGAAAGCAAAAUGGUCAGCUUCCUCACUCGCAGCACUGGCAAACCGUAAUGCAGACCCUUCACUUGUUCUCACCAGACUUCCUGCAGGUUCACGCAGCAGCAAUGGCGCCAUUAACAGCAAUAGGUGCGGCAGUCAUGCUGCUUUUGAGAACCCUGCAGUGGGGCCACUACCUGACUCAUCAGAUUGUCCUAAUCCAGCAAAAUCAUCUCCUUCGGGCAAUUCAUCUCAUCGAACUCGAAGACCUGCUGGUGAGCAGCUUCGUGGGGAGGCAUAUGCGAGAGUAACCGAAAAGAAGGCGUUUAUGACUGCAAAAGAACACGGAAUGAUGCUAGAUAUCGACUAUGACCAGGCCAAUCGGGAUUGGAACUCCUCCAGAAACGCUGGAUCUGGCCCUCCCCCAUACGGUAAUAUAGCGCUAGGCGCCAUUCAGCAAAUAGCUCCCGUGGGUCCUGUUCCUUUAGACCAAGGCAGGCUUGCGGAUGUCCGUCGGCAUGGCGCCUACCGUUUUAACGCUGCUACAGGGGAGAAGGAAUUCGUUGACGGCGGAGGCAUGGAUCGUGUCAGGCAGUUUGGUGCAACGGAUUUCAUCGAUUCUGGGGCGUCUGCUCGUCCUAACGUUAAGGCAGACGGCUUGCCCGAGGGUUUCGACAUGAGCUACGCAAGACAGAAAUACGAAGCAGGUGUCCCAGCAGGUAGGGAUCCGGUAAUGCGCGGAGGAGAGAGAGAGGCGGAGGCCAUUCAGCUUGAGGCGGAAGCGAAGCUGAUGGACCUGGACCCUUACGGAGAACUUCUUGAGCCUCCUAAGUUACCCGCAAAGGAAUAUGCAACUUUUGAUGGGGGAGUAGAUCUCGUCAAAAUGGGAAUGGCAUCCGGAGGACAGACGAGAAAAGUCAUAAAAAAGGCGGCUGGCGAAGAACCGUCGAAACAGCAGGAAACCGGUGACGAAAGUCCAAAAGUAGCAGAGGAACCGCGAGUCCCAACGGAGUGGAAAAUGCCAGUUUCGAGCGGCAGUUACGCAGUGGAACAGGUUGCCAAGUGGAACUGGUAUUACCGCAUGGAGCAAAUUUAUUACCUAUGGCAACAAAAUGUGUUUCCUGUUAAACCAAACCACGUCUUUUGUGGUUUCCCGAUUCAUCUGGCUACCUCUGACUCAACAGAAAUUCGCAGCUAUUUGGGGGGCAGCCGUCGAUUUCGCCGUUUGCUGGAUAUGCCAGUCGAAAACAUAACUUAUGUUGUGACGGGAAAGUGUUAUCCCUUAAUGGGCGGAGUCAUCAGCACUUGGUUGUUCUUCGGUGCCCAAGUUCCUCUUGCUUCAUCCCAGGAGCGCAAGAGCCACAUGACCCGCAUAAGAAAACCUCCGCACACAAAGCAGCGAAGGAAACCUCCAACAGAGGUUGCUGCGGAGAGCCAGGCCCCUACAGGAGGCGCAGAGCUUUCUGAAGAAUCCGGCAGCAAAGUGGGGCACUAA